Colletes gigas is the source of this 3346-nucleotide messenger RNA. Its product is annotated as nuclear exosome regulator NRDE2. The coding region runs from base 237 to 3179 and encodes 980 amino acids. The transcript has 10 exons. NCBI's taxonomy places the organism in Eukaryota, Metazoa, Arthropoda, Insecta, Hymenoptera, Colletidae. Gene Ontology annotation, molecular function: protein binding. The record is from RefSeq and is a predicted model, not a curated record. Gene Ontology annotation, biological process: negative regulation of RNA catabolic process; regulatory ncRNA-mediated post-transcriptional gene silencing. Gene Ontology annotation, cellular component: catalytic step 2 spliceosome.
AUAACUGUCGCUUUCAGUAAUCAUUUAUAACUUAUUAAUUAGACGAAGGAAUGUAUAGAGAAAUGGUUAAAGAAUAACCAUUACAUUACAUUAGUUCACGUAUCUAUUGUUUGUCAUUACUAUGAGUUUGACAACGAUGCAUUGAAGUGUUAUUGUUUACAUACAUUUAACACAUAACCUACGAAAAAAUAAAAUACGACUCAUCAACGAUUGUAACAGUACGAAUUUAAGAAGACAUGUCUUUGUUUCCGGCUUAUUCCGGUGACAAGGAUGAAUCACCUAAUUCCAAUAAGUCGGAAAAUCUUUUAAAAGAAGAUGAAGCCAGCUGGUUACACAAUGUUAGUUGCCUAGAACGUAUAUCAUCAAAGAAUAUUGUUGAUGUUCCUUCGGAUUCUUCGGAUGAAACUGUAAACAAAGCCUCUGAUUUAGAUAAACAACAGGUAUCAUGCAAUACUACUUCUUUGAAUAAUGACAGUCGUGUACAGGAAGAAAGAAAAACAUUGAAAUCUGUCAGAAAGAGGAAGUUAGAGAAAAGAAAGCAUGCCCAUGAAAAAGCAAAAAAACCAGAAUAUAAACGAGAAGUGGAGAAUGUAUAUUUUGAAGAUAAAUACAGAGAUAAGGGGAAUAAUACUGUAAAGACACUUUGUUCUAGAGUAAGGCCAUAUUAUGAUGUUGAAAAAAGUACCCUUGGUUUUGUUUCAUUCAAGCAACCAAAAAAAGAUAGUUAUGAGAGGUAUUACAUUAGAAACAUUGAUUCUGUGGACAGAGCUAAAAAGAAAGAUAAUGUUAUUAGAAAAGAUUCUACUACCAAUUCGUUGGAAAAAGAUGAAAGUACACCUUCAUGGUGUGUUAAUUUAGAAGAAUUACAGAAAAAUAAAAUUAAAGAAUAUAAUGAAAGAUUAACAGACAAUCCAAAUAAUAUUGAUCUAUGGGUUGAAUAUAUUGAAUUUCAGGACACAUUGAAAUACUUCCAAAAAUAUCAAACUACGAAAGAUGUUUCUCGGGCAACAACGUUAAAAAAGUUAUCUAUAGUUGAGAAAGCUAUAGAAAAAAAUUUGGAAUCUAUAGAAUUGUUAAAAUUAAAAUUGUCUUUGAUGGGAGAGCUCCUUCCAGCUGAUGAACUUUCAAGACAACUAGAAACAUUAGUUAAUAAGGACUCAGGAAACAUUGUUCUAUGGCAAGAAUUUAUCAUGGUUACACAAUCUUCAGUAGCAAUGUGUACUGUACCAAAAGUUUUAGAUCUAUACUCGAAAUGUUUUUGUAUUCUAAAACAAAAAGCUAGGACAAAUCCUCGUAUAUUUGACGAACGAUUAUUGCAAAUGCUGUACUGGUGCCUAACAUUUCUAAGACAUACCGGACUUUGGGAACAAAUGUGGGAAACGAUACGUUUGAAUCUCUGUUUGAAUCUUAGUUUAAGCAAAGACAGUCUAUCCUUUCGAAAAACAAUAGAUGAAAAAAAAUUAAUUGGAAUGGAAGAGGUAAUACUGAUAUCCAGACUACCACUGAAUCAGUUAUGGCAAAGAACAGAAUCGUUAAGAGAAAAUUGUCAUUGGAUCAGUGUCACUAGAGAUGAAUUAGAAUUAGCUGGUGAUUCUCGAAGAUUCGUUUUGCCAGAUGAUGUCGCGGAUUUUGUCCAUCCCAUACUUUCGCGAAAUUUGAAUUUUCGAAUGGCGAUACAUGCGCUACUUUUACUCAAAGUACCACUUCUACCUACUCGAGACUAUAUAUUAGAGAUGUUAUCUUUAAAAGAAUUUGAAUGGGGAAUAGAAACUUCGGAAGUGUUACUUCCGUUCGCCUAUCCUGUAGCAGGUGAAAUGACUGGCCAUAGUCAAAGGAAGCAAUUAUUGCAUGGCAUACUCGAAGGAGGUAUAACAUCAGGUCCUCAGUACCUUAUGUUUCAUCCUGCGCAAGAGUCGUACUUAGAUUUUAUACGCGAAAUGUUUUUUACAAUUGCCGAAAAUUUACCUGCCCCGCAACGUACAAGUAUAUAUAUUUGGUGGUUAAGAUUUGAAAGGUUGCUUAUUUUUCUUCGCAAAGACGAAUCUUUAAAAUAUGACAAAAAGGGGAAAAAGUUAAAAACGAUAUUAAAGAAAUUCGUGAAGAAAAAGGAAUAUAGAAAUAAUUUACAUUUCUACAAAGAGUAUGCAUUGAUAGCAAAAGAAUUGGGAAGAUUCGAUAAUUGUGUGAAUAUUUUGGAAACAGCGAUUCAAUCUCAAGGUCCCUGCCCUUCGGCAAUUCCCAAUUUUGAUGAAAGGGCCGCACUCUUCAGCUUGUAUCGAACGUUUAUCGAAACUUUACUCAACUCUGAUACAUAUAAAGAAACACAUAAAGAGCGAAUAUUGAAUACGAUUAAACAAAUGAUACCUGAUGCAGGUGAAAAUCAAUUAGAACUCGUAUCAGAAUAUUUAGAAAAUAGUAUAAAAAGUUUCUUGCAAGAAGCCCCUAUGGAAGAUGAUAAAGACACAUACUUUUUACCAAAUUUAAAGUGCGAUACAAUUGUAUGUUACGCAUACCUUUUGUACAUACAACAUUUCGAUAUUGGUAAAAUAAUGAGCAUAUUUACAGAGUCCAUAAAUCAUUACAAGGGGUGUCGUUACACACAGGAAAUAUUAUUUGAAAGUCAACUCGCACUUUUACAACUAUAUUGCAAAAAGACUCAAGAAAUAAAUAUUUUAAAAACCGUGUUAGAUGAUAUGUUAAAUUCAUAUCCAAAUAACGUUUUUGCCCUUUCGAUAUUAGCGUGCAUAGAGAGUGAAUUACCAAUUUGGAAAUUUAAUAGUCAAAAGACAAAGCUUGAAUUAUGGAGAGCAUUUGCUAUGUGUUUAGCAAGUCGUAAACGUAUCCAUUUCUUAAAGGAGCGUAACGACUCUGUCAGUAUGAAUGCAGCAAUAAAUAAAUUAUUACAUUUUCAUCAAACUCUCACAAGAGUACCGACAACUAGAUGUUGCCCACUAUUAUGGAGAUUAUACAUGCUUCUUCUCAGAGAAUACAAUUUAUGCGAAAAGAAAGGAGAAGAUGUAUAUCAUGAAAGUGUAGCACAAUGUCCUUGGGCCAGAAGUAUCUAUAUUGAUGCGGCUGAAGUUGCACCUCAAAUUCUUACCCAAGUUCAAGAUGUAAUACGAGAAAAAGAAUUGAGAAUGCACGUUACACCCGAAGAAUUAGACAUCUUGCGCGGCUAAUGUUAAUUAUCAUUUCAAAUUUUAUGUAAAUAACAAGAGAUUAUAUUAACUUAAAAGACAUGGUUCAUAAUAUAGUUAGACAUAGUAAUUACUAUAUAAAAAAAAGAGGUAAAUAAAGCUAAUAUAAUAGCAGUAAUAAAUAAUCUUUCUUUUUCGAACUAUUCGAA